AUGGCUCUUGCUAUGGGGAUAGGUUUGGGUUCAUCUUCUUCGGCAACAGUAGCGGUUGAUAAAGCAACAAGCGAUCUUUUAAUUGGUCCUGAUUGGACUAUGAAUAUUGAUAUUUGUGACUCUGUGAAUUCUAAUCGCUGGCAAGCCAAAGAUGUAGUGAAAGCUUUGAAAAAAAGGUUGCAGCAGAAGAGCCCUAAAGUCCAACUACUCGCUUUGACGCUUUUGGAGACAAUGGUGAAGAACUGUGGUGAUUAUGUCCAUUUUCAAAUUGCUGAAAAGAAUGUAUUGGGGGAAAUGGUGAAGAUCAUAAAGAAGAGGACAGAUAUGCAUGUGAGAGAUAAGAUUCUGGCUUUACUUGAUUCUUGGCAAGAGGCAUUUGGCGGGCCUGGAGGAAAACAUCCUCAGUAUUAUUGGGCAUAUGAGGAAUUGAGGCGUGCUGGAGUUGAAUUUCCUCAGCGUUCAUUAGAUGCAGCUCCAAUAUUUACACCACCAGCAACCAAUCCAACAUUGAGGCUUACCCAACCUGGUUAUGGAAUGCCUAGCAAUUCUUCUAGAAGACUCGACGAAACAAUGGCUGCAGAGAUUGAAGGCUUAAGUUUAUCAGGUUUGGAUUCCAUGCGAGAUGUUAUGGAGCUCUUGGGUGAUAUGCUGCAAGCUGUUAACCCUGGAUACCGUGAGGCUGUAAAAGAUGAAGUUAUAGUCGAUCUUGUCGACCGGUGUCGGUCCAACCAGAAAAAGUUGAUGCAGAUGCUAACUACAACUGGGGACGAGGAACUUCUUGGUAAGGGUCUUGAACUAAACGACAGUAUGCAAAUCUUGCUUGCAAAACAUGAUGCUAUUGCUUCUGGCUCUCCCAUGCCAACUCAAGUUACAAGCUUAAGCCCCAAACCAAGUGAAGGAUGUUCCUCUGACAUCAAGCCAACUGAAGCAAGAGAUGCCAGCCCAAGAUCUACAACUAAUUCUGCCACACCAGUUGCUAAUUUGACGAGGAACGCAAUAGAUGAAGAGGACGAAGAGGAGGAUGACUUCGCACAGCUAGCUCGGAGGCAUUCCAAAACGCAGUCCGGUUCAUCUCAAAGCUCAUGUGGAGUAAAUGGGGCUCUUGUGCCAGUGGAUGCUGGCAUGCCUAUUGCAUCAACCUCUUCCUCAUGCAAUGCUCUGGCACUUCGUGAUCAACCUGCACCGGUUAGAAACAUGAAAGAGCAGGAUAUGAUUGACUUUUUGAGCCUUGCCUUGUCAACAACAUCAACCAACCCUCCUCACACCCCACCAGUCUCCAGCCCAACCAUGCCUCAAAGACCUGUUUCCUCUGGUUCACAAGGUUAUUCGUAUGUUUCUCAAACUUAUCCUGUAAACCAAGGGCACAUGCCAUACAGCAGCUAUGUCGUUCCAUGGGCCCAGCCUCAAACUCAGCAGCACCAACUACCACCUCCAUCUCAACCGCAGUUACAGCAUCAAACUCAGCAGCACCAAUUACAACCUCCAUCUCAACCACAGUUACAGCAUCAAACUCAGCAGCACCAAUUUCGACCUCCAUCUGAACCCCAGUUACAGCCUCACUCUCACCAACAUUUUCGUCCUCCAUCUAUACCACAGCAACAGUUGCAACCAGAACCCCAACAGCAAUCAGUGCCUCAGCCUCAGCCACACUCGCAGCCUCAAUCUCAACAGCAAUUACAGCCUCAGUUUCAACCACAGUUGCGGUCGCAGCAUCCUCAGUACUCGUCUGGCUACCCACCUCCACCCUGGGCAGCUACACCUGGUUAUCUCAGCAACCAAAAUCACGCAUCUGCUACAAAUAAUUUAUUUUCACACCCCCGCGCCAACGCAACUGCAUCUUAUACACCCGUGCAAGCAGCUAGACCUAUGCAGCAAUUUAACUCCUUUCCCACAAAAGCAGGCAAUGGAUCAACCAUGAAUGGGGAUCCUUUGAUGAGUUCUGCUUCUAGGAUACCCACACCUCCAGGACAAAAGCAGUCCUUUGUUCCCUCUUACAGGUUGUUUGAAGAUCUAAAUGUUCUUGGAAAUGCAGAUGGAAGGUAUAAAAUGACUAGCAGCACACAACCAAGUUUGUCAGGAUCUUCGGGCCAAAGUAUGGUUGGUGGGAGGAAGUGA
This is a messenger RNA of Dovyalis caffra, 2115 nucleotides long. The record is from the annotation of a GenBank genome assembly. Lineage: Eukaryota; Viridiplantae; Streptophyta; Magnoliopsida; Malpighiales; Salicaceae.